AUGCGGCUCACCGUAUGGCACUGGGUCGCCUUCGUCCCCUUCGUCGUUGCCCAAGAUGCGUCACAGUCCACGAUCACCGCCAGUACGGUGAGCUCGACAGAGUCCGUGAGCUCCGCGACGGUCUCCUCGAGCGCAUCUGCGGUCUCCAGCACGUCUGAGCUACCAUCCUCGGCGUCUGUAACGUCCUCUGCGCCAGUUACAUCUUCCACGUCCGCGUUGUCUUCAGCUGUCUCGGCGAGCAGUGCACCUUCCUCUGCACUUACCACGACGGCUCCCCCAGCCACCCAGCCCGUCAUUACGCCACCUAUCGUUCCUUCGACCUUCACUCCUUUCCCAGUACCUUCUGAUACCCCGAUACCAUCCAUAUACCCAGCAAUAGACCCCCUCAGCCCACCCCCAGUCGGUGCUCGUGCUCUUCCAAACUUCGGGCCUGCCUGGGUCGCUGCCUGGGAGAAAGCCAAAGCGAAGAUUGCCAAUUUCACCCUUGAUGAAAAGGUCAAUGUUACAACUGGAGUAGGCUGGGAAGGUGGUCUUUGUGUCGGAAACAUUGCCGCGAUAGAACCUGUAGAUGGUCAUGGAUGGCCUGGACUUUGCCUUGAGGAUUCUCCUCUGGGCGUUCGAUUCGCGGACUUCGUCACUUCUUUUCCAACGGGGAUUAACACGGCCGCUUCCUUCAACCGACGCCUCAUCCGCCAACGCGGUCUAUUCAUGGGCCGCGAACAAGUAGGGAAAGGUGUUAACAUCGCUCUUGGGCCGAUGAUGAACAUGGGCCGCGUCGCUCAAGGUGGAAGGAACUGGGAAGGCUUCGGCGCCGACCCGUUCCUUGCUGGCGAAGCUUCAUAUGAGACGAUCCUGGGCAUGCAGGAGGGCGGUGUCAUCGCCUGCGCGAAGCAUUUGGUUGGAAAUGAGCAAGAACAUAAACGUACUACAUCGAGCUCGGACAUUGAUGACCGGACUAUGCACGAAAUCUAUACCCAUCCGUUCCUGAAGAGCAUCAUGGCUGGUGCUGGCAGUAUCAUGUGCAGUUACAACCUUCUCAAUGGCACAUGGGCCUGCGAGAACGACAAAAUUAUGAACGAUAUCGUGAAGAGGGAGUAUGGCUUCCAAGGAUUCAUUAUGUCGGAUUGGUCUGCUCAACAUUCCACGAUAUCUGCAAAUACUGGACUGGAUAUGACGAUGCCCGGGGAUAUCACCUUCAAUUCUGGAACGUCGUACUUUGGAGCCAACCUCACCGCGUACGUCAAUAACGGGACAAUCUCUGAAAGUCGUGUCGACGACAUGGCGACGCGUAUCCUCGCCGCAUGGUAUCUCCUCCACCAGGAUAAGCCCUCUUUCCCUGCAGUCAACUUCAACGCCUUUGUUCCAGACGAUGACGCUACGAACUUCCACGUCGACGUUCAAGACAACCACUACAAGCUCGUGCGUGAGCUCGGUGCAGCCAGCACUGUCCUUCUCAAGAACGUGGGCGGUGCUCUUCCCUUGGGCAAGAAAGACCGCAGCAUCGUCCUCGUUGGAAGUGGUGCAGGCCCUGGACGCGCGGGACCAAACCAGUUCGCUGACCAAGGAGGCUCAGAUGGUGUCCUUGCGAUGGGCUGGGGUUCCGGUACCUCCAACUUCACGUACCUCAUUACGCCUCUUGACGCGAUCCAACGCGAGGCAAGGAAGUUCAGAACCAGCGUCAGCUGGAUGCUAGACGAUUUCAACCUUCCUAGAGCCGGGAACGUGGUCCGGAAACGCUCUGCGGCCCUGGUGUUCUUGAGUGCGGAUAGCGGGGAAGGCUAUAUCACAGUCGAUGGGAACGAGGGUGACAGGAAGAACCUGACGGCUUGGCAUGGAGGAGAUGCCCUCGUCGCUGCCGUAGCGGCCCAGAACAAUAACACCAUUGUGAUUGUUAACAGCGUCGGACCGCUCAUCGUCGAGCCGUGGAUUGAUCAUCCUAACGUGACUGCCGUUGUUUGGGCUGGUCUCGCUGGACAAGAAGCUGGGAACUCACUCGCUGACGUGCUUUACGGCGCAUGGAACCCGUCUGGAAGGCUUCCAUAUACCAUCGCGAAGCAGGUAUCAGACUACAGCGCACAGCUUGUCAUUGGAGGCGGCCCUCAGGAUAUUCUGACUAUCCCUUACACCGAAGGGCUGGAGAUUGAUUAUCGUCAUUUUGAUGCCCAUGAAAUAACCCCUCGCUUCGAGUUUGGUUUCGGCUUGAGCUACACCAAGUUCUCAUACAGUGGCCUGAGCGUGAUGAAGAUUCAAAGUGUCGUGAGCCCGGCAGACCUUCCGUUCGUCCAGGCUUGGGAAACUGGAGAGGCGACGCCCAUCGAGGUGGGGUCUUCGAGAGCCGUCUGGCUGCACACACCCGCGUACCAGGCUACCUUCAGCGUCCAGAACACCGGACCCGUCUUUGGUGGCGAGAUUCCACAACUCUACCUCAACUUCCCUGCAUCCUCCGGCGAGCCUCCUUCCGUGCUCAAGGGAUUCACAAAUGUUGAAGUGGCACCACGGGAGCGGAAGACGGUCACUAUCACCUUAUCUCGCUACGACUUGUCCAUCUGGGACACGGAGAAGCAGGGAUGGAGGAAGCCCUCCGGACGAAUUGGGGUAACGAUUGGUGCGAGCAGCAGGGACUCGCGGUUGAACGGCGUUGUUCCCGUGUAG
Messenger RNA from Cyclocybe aegerita, 2652 nucleotides. The record is from the annotation of a GenBank genome assembly. Lineage: Eukaryota; Fungi; Basidiomycota; Agaricomycetes; Agaricales; Hemipholiotaceae.